Messenger RNA from Oncorhynchus masou masou (cherry salmon), 1417 nucleotides. RefSeq names its product CDC42 small effector protein 1-like. Gene Ontology annotation, biological process: regulation of Rho protein signal transduction. NCBI's taxonomy places the organism in Eukaryota, Metazoa, Chordata, Actinopteri, Salmoniformes, Salmonidae. The record is from RefSeq and is a predicted model, not a curated record. Bases 451 to 678 code for a protein of 75 amino acids. The transcript has 5 exons. Gene Ontology annotation, cellular component: plasma membrane. Gene Ontology annotation, molecular function: small GTPase binding.
GGCGCUAUAGUUCUGCCACCGUAAAAGCCUGAGGACGAGGAGUGUAGCCUACCGCAGAACAUAGGAGACGUUUUACUUUACCACAUCUCGACUCGUGAGCUGACCGUUUUAAAGAUAUCAUGUUCGUUUGAGGGAGAAAGCGGAUUCCAUACUGAUGUUACGGCCCUACAGUACCUGAGGCAGUGGACAUCUGGGGAGACGAGCAUCCACAGGAUUCAGUGAGAGGGAAGAGGUGACAUUCUAAACGUUAAGAGAAAGGAAUAGAACCGGACUUGGCACUGAGCCUUGGGGGACACCCAUCAUUUUUCGGGGACUGGACUGGUUGCAACGCCCUCACCAUUCCACCCUAAGCAGCGUUCUUGUUCUCCAACACGUCCUCCUCUGCCUGCAGGGCGUCCAGAGAACCAGGGCCUCCGGACCCACUCAGAGAAAAGCAGCAGCACAGUAGGGAUGAGCGAGUUCUGGCACAAGAUUGGCUGCUGCGUGGUGGCCAAACCUCCACCGAGGAAGAAGCGCAGGAAAAUCGACCGCAGCAUGAUCGGCGAGCCCACAAACUUUGUCCACUUGACACACAUUGGCUCUGGGGAGAUGGCAGAGGGCCGGGCCCCGUCAGGGCCAGUCCAGGAUAAGAUGAGGUCAAAAGGACCCAGUACCAACGGCCGCAAGAGCAUGUUAUAACUGCUGCCUACCAAGCAUGGAGAACCAUUUCCAUCCUCCUCUAUGCGCCCCUCUCAUCCCAAAUCAAAAGCAGCCACUGCAGCGUAACCUGUUUCCAUUGGAGCACUUGGCAAACCUGAGAGCGGACCCUAAUAGAGAGCAGAGAGGCUCUUCCUGGCGUCUGCAGGAUCUAUUUAGCCAAACAGGACGAUGGCCUUUCUGUGGUCACCACAAGAAUCGCCCUGCUCAGAGGAGGAUAGACUGACAUGUUUUUUAUGCUUUUUAAAGAAAAGUAUUUGUCUUUCUGAUGGACUUUGGACUUCCACUGUAUUUCAGCCAACAACGUUACUGUGUCUGUGCCAGCAAGCGUAUGGGAUAGAGCCGGGGAGAGUGUUUAGCUACAUUUGUUGACUAACAUGGCUGAUUCCAUUUCAGGAGGUGAAGAUUAUGUUCUCAAGGAUCACCUGAAUGUUGCAAACCAUUGACCUACUGCCAAACAAACUAUUGUGUGUAUCUGUCUAAUGAAUGAGGAUGCACCUUGUUAUUUUCCUACAGUGCAUAGUUAAAGGUGUCUUCGUGUGUGUUUAAGUGCAAAAUGCUAUGUGAUUUUGUUGCUGUUUAGAUACCAGUACUGAGUAGUGUUAUUUUGAUUGUACCAGUUGCUAUAGAGCCCCAUUUGGACUGCUACCCAGUUGCCAUAGAGACCCAUUUGGACUGCUACCCAGUUGCCAUAGAGACCCAUUUGGACUGCUACCCAGUU